UAUAGGUAAAUGGAAAUGCAGUGUUUCCAUGGAAAUCUAACUAAAGAACACUGUGAAGAAUUACUAAGCAAAAAAGGAAAAAAUGGAAGUUUUUUAAUACGAGAGAGCGAGAGCAUACCAGGAGUUUUGUGCCUCUGUGUUUUCUAUGAACAGCGAAUCUACACCUACCGAAUCUUCAGGAAACAUAAUGGACAUUUUAUGAUCCAGACUUCUGAAGGCACUCCAAAACAGGACUUCAAAACUUUAAAGGAUAUAAUUACAACCUAUGAAAAACCAAAUCAAGGGCUAGUAAUCAACCUGCGUUAUCCUGUAAAUAUAUCUACAUAUCAUGAAGGUUUUCAGAAUGUCUAUGCAUCUAAAGAUGAAACAUAUCUAAUUCCUGAAACUGAAGACACUGAUUAUGUUGACGUCUUGCCUGAGUGA
Elgaria multicarinata webbii is the source of this 423-nucleotide messenger RNA. RefSeq names its product SH2 domain containing 1B (gene SH2D1B). Gene Ontology annotation, cellular component: cytosol. Bases 10 to 423 code for a protein of 137 amino acids. The record is from RefSeq and is a predicted model, not a curated record. Gene Ontology annotation, biological process: negative regulation of neutrophil differentiation; negative regulation of bone resorption; positive regulation of B cell differentiation. Lineage: Eukaryota; Metazoa; Chordata; Lepidosauria; Squamata; Anguidae. The transcript has 4 exons.